Molecule: messenger RNA, 1966 nt
Organism: Linderina pennispora
Lineage: Eukaryota; Fungi; Kickxellomycota; Kickxellomycetes; Kickxellales; Kickxellaceae
Exons: 1
Coding region: 245-1651 (468 amino acids)
Source: RefSeq, a predicted model, not a curated record
GCCGAGAAGGACGACAAGGUCAAAGCGCGCACCCUGAUUCUGAGUCUGCUGGCCGAGCUGGCUGAAAGCGGCCAGCUGCACGAGCAGCUUGACCAUGACAACGCAGACCGGCUGCGGCGCAAUGUCCAGCAUGUUAUUUCUCAGGCGGAGACGUGGGACGAGAUCGCUCUUGCUACGCACUGCGCAAUGUGGGCCACCUGCAAUGCCCAGCACCUGCAAGCUGACUCGAUGAGGUGGUUCAGCCAUGCGCUGCGCUGGACCGACAAGGCCGUACAGCAGUGCUAUCCCGAUGACAAGGUCCGCAGCCCGCUCCAUGAGAUCUCGGCAGAUGAGCGUGCUGUGCUGUCGGCUGCGCUUGGAAUUUCUGGCGAGUAUUGUGAUGGAGGAGUACCCGGUUUUGGACCCCAAUGCCAUUUCUCUGGCGACAACCAGACUCUGCGAUCAUGCCGCACGCACCCAGUCUGUGUUUGAGAACGGUGUUGACCACGGAGAGGUGGCAUGGGUGUGGUCCGAGGCCGAUCAUAUAUAUGGUGUGCUGAGGCUGCUGCAGACGGUCAUCAACUAUGGCGCGCUGUCCCAGGAGUCAUUGCGUCCGGGCAUUCGCCUUCUGUGCACGACUGCCACACUCGACCGCUGUGAGGAGCUGUGCGGCAAAAUCAUCUACAGCUUGUUCUCGUCCUGCUACAUGCGCGACACGCUGCUGGCUAUGAACCACAUUCUGCGCGAGGUCGACUCGCCAGACGACAACAAGCCAAUUCAAAUGACUGAAGGGAUGACGCCGCACCAGGUAGCCAUCAAUGGCAUGGUCAAGUACAUCACUGAGGUUAUGGAUACGGGUCCGACUGGGUUCCAGUUUAGUCUGCGUAUCGGAAAUUGCCUCCCGGUUCUGGGUGAGGCUGUCAAGUGUGGCAGUUCCACGGUGCUGGGCAUGGUGUUCCCGUAUCUGUGCAAAGUAGUCAACGAUUCGCGGGCUGACUCGAUCCUGGCCGACGACUGGCAGGCGCUGAUCGGUAUUCUGGUCACAACAAAGGAGUGCUACAUUGGUCCGUGCUCCUCUGACUAUGCUGCAGCUGGCUCUGACAGCGACUCGGAGGUUGCAGUAUCUGACUCCCAGCAUGACCUAGAUAUUGAUGGCAAGCAACACCAGGAGCGUGAUGCAGACGAGUACGAAGACGACGAGUUUGAGGACGACAUGCUUAUUGUAGCCGAUCAGGCCCCCGAUGCCGCCGAUCUGUCGGACCUUUACAAAUGCGUGCUUGUCUCAACGCUGGCAGCGUUCACGCGCAAUGAGAGGCCAGCGCCCAACUCUCUGGUAGAGCUGCUCUACGAGCUACGUGCCGUCAUCGACGAUGGAAUCGCCGACAACCUCUUGCAGCUGCUCGAUGCACGUGGCAGCCUGCGCCCUGGCGCCACAGACUGGCUAGCCAUGCUGGAGGAGCUGGCCAGCCUUUACUAUUUUGACCAUUCGCGCGACAUUGCUUUGCGCCGCUCUAUGAUACAGCUGUGUGUGCGAGCAGUCAACGAGGCAGUCGACAGCCACUCUCUGGAUGUGGGAGUGUGCCGUUUAUUCUGUCUGCCAUCGAAAUGCUGUACCAGGAGACUGACAGGGAUGUUAUCGCCAGCGUAUUGGCCAUUCUUGGCCAGAUUCUGAAAAGCGCAGCAACCGAUGUCUUUGGCAAGGUUCUUAACUAUGCUACGCGCUCGGCAACCGAUACCAGCUAUGUGCGACCCAAGGCUUCUCCCAAGGAGCCUGGGCAGCCUGCACACACAGAACCUGUUGUUCUGAACCUCGCACCACCAGACCCGCAAUCGCAGUCGGAUAGCGCUGGCAACGAGGACCCACAGCCAGCUGCCGACCCCAAGCACCUUGGGUACACACGUGUCUCGCUCACAAUCCAGUGCCUGCUGGAUGCCUUGGAAUGGCGCAUGUCGAUUACUGACGAUGCCAAUAUCGCCAACCGCUCAU